GAGUGUAUAUGAAUGUCCAAUGAGCUGCAGGAUGCCCUGGAGUCCCGCCUCUCCUUACUGUCUAUUUAUAACAGAGCAACUCCAGCUUUGACAGUUAACACAUGCUGCUGCAUUUCCAGCACCGGCAGACCCCCAGCUCCACCUCACUGAGUGCAGCUCUUCUCUGACCCACACAAACACCCUGAAUCUCAUCCUGUGGGUCCCCUGAAGCACCUCUAUUCUUUACAAGGAACUGUCCUUAAUUGACUUCUAGCCUUGCCACGAUGACAGAGGGGAACAACUUACCUGGAGGUGAUGCGGCCGACACCAGCGCGGUGCCGGUGGAGGAGAAGCGUUUGGAGGAGGCGGCGGGUGAGAAGAAGGAGAAGGAGAACGGGGACAGCAAGGUGAACAUCACGGAGAAGACGUCCGCUCCGGGGGAAACGGAGGAGGCUGAGUUUGUGCACCCAGAAGGCGGCUGGGGGUGGGUGGUCAUGCUGGCUUCCAUGUGGUGCAACGGCUCGGUGUUCGGGAUCCAAAACGCCUUCGGGCUGCUCUUUCUCUCGCUGCUGCAGGAGUUCGGCUCCGUGGACGACCAGGACCUCCGCUUCAGGACAGCAUGGGUGGGCUCUCUCUCCAUGGGGAUGAUCUUCUUCUGUUCUCCCAUCGUCAGCGUCUUCACCGACAUGUUCGGCUGCAGGAUUACUGCAGUGGGUGGCGCUGCUGUCGGCCUGGUCGGCCUCCUGGCCAGCUCCUUUGUUUCGUCCCUAGGCGUCAUGUACUUCACCUAUGGCAUUGUGUUUGCAUGCGGCUGCUCUUUUGCCUACCAGCCCAGCCUGGUCAUCCUGGGCCACUACUUCAAGAAGCGUCUGGGUCUGGUGAACGGCAUCGUGACGGCAGGCAGCAGUAUCUUCACCAUCACUCUGCCCUUCGUGCUGUCAGGCCUGCUGGAAAGAGUUGGUCUCCACAACACCAUGCGUGUCCUCUGCAUCCUCAUGUUUGUGCUGAUGCUGGCCGGCUUCACCUACAAACCCCUGCUGCCCGUGAAACCCGCUAACUCCCAAACAGGAGGCUCACUGAAGCAGAUCUUUAACGUCAACAUCUGGAAGUCUUGGGGAUAUCGCAUUUGGGCAUUUGGCAUCCCUGCAGCCCUCUAUGGCUACUUUGUGCCUUAUGUCCACCUGAUGAAUCAUGUGACGGAGCGUUUUGGAAAGGACACCAACAAAGAGCUUCUGCUCAUGUGCAUCGGCAUCACAUCAGGCGUGGGUCGACUCAUCUUCGGCCGAGUAGCAGACUACAUUCCCGGAGUCAAAAAAGUCUACCUGCAGGUGACUUCCUUCUUCAUCAUUGGCCUCAUGUCCAUGAUGAUUCCUCUGUGCGACAUCUUCGGCGGACUGAUCGCUGUUUGCCUGCUUAUGGGGCUGUUCGACGGCUGCUUCAUCUGCAUCAUGGCUCCCAUCGCCUUCGAGCUGGUCGGGGCUAACGACGUGUCCCAGGCCAUCGGCUUCUUGCUGGGCCUGAUGUCCGUGCCCAUGGUUGUGGGACCCCCGAUUGCAGGUUACCUGAGGGACACGCUGGGCAGCUACGACGUGGCCUUCUACCUGGCUGGUGUUCCCCCGAUCAUCGGAGGGGCUCUGCUGUGUCUGAUUCCCUGGGUGGAGGCCAGACGCAAGAGGAUGGAGAACAAGGAGACCCAGAGGACGGAACAGGACGUCACCCAGAAGAUGAUAGAGAGCGAGAAGGCUGUGGAAGAAUCACACAACAAAACUGGAGAGUCUGUCCUCUAAGUUCCCUCCUGAGCAGACUGAGAAAGAGACACAAGGAGUCAGACUGAGGCUGCUGCUGACCGGCAGUAUUAAGAUACUGUGUGAGUGUGUUAGUGUGUGUGUGUGUGUUAAGAUUGUAACGGCUGCCUUCAGUAGGAGAAAAUGCCAAAGUGAUGAAACAUAUCAGUCAUAAGUUGAAGUACAGCUGAACGUGAAUGUGAUCCUGAAGAUCUAUGCAUCAGACUGAACUAAUCUUACAGCAGGCAAACGUGAGAUUCAAAAUGAAAAUGAAGAAAACUGCACAUUUCAUUUUUGUCACAAGGGGAAGAAGGCAUGCUGUUCUUACUAUGAAUGCAAUGUGAAAGCUGCAGAUUCAGUCUUUAGCCAGCGUCUCAGCGAAAAACCACACUAUCAGCCGGCAUACUUGGUGGCUGAGUGGGCUAUCAUUAUCCUUUACAAUCAGUUUUCAACACUACCACAUAGAUUUAGAUGUAAAAAUAUGGCAUUAAAAGAACAUAUAUUGGCUUAUACAAGAAAGAAGACCAGUCAUGUGUAGGAGCCAACUGGUCUGCUAAAGAGUAUUCCUUAACCCUCCAUCUUUAUUUACUCCAGUGUGCACUGACAUAGGACUCUACUGUCAGUCUUAACGCAUGCCAGAGUUGUAAAUACUGGACUGAUCUAUUCAUAGUGUUUUAAAGGGACAUUCAGCAACUAUCACUUCAGAGAAGUGUCCUGACAAAUUUGGGGUUUUUAUCGUGGCACUCUGGGAUCUGUGAAAGGUGCUCGGACAGUUUAAGGGACACAGCUCUUGGAAGCGCAAUGAAUUACAAACCACCAGCUCAAGAUAAGCAGCUCCAUCAUCAAGGCAGGACACAGGAAGUCUUUAACAUGAUGGACUCCAGGUUUGCCACGCUUCUGUACGCACCAUGAAGACUCAGUAUAAACUGAAAUAAUAGUGUUAUUAUCAAGUUCU
Acanthochromis polyacanthus (spiny chromis) is the source of this 2718-nucleotide messenger RNA. It is a transcript of the gene slc16a10, whose product is annotated as solute carrier family 16 member 10. Lineage: Eukaryota; Metazoa; Chordata; Actinopteri; Pomacentridae. Gene Ontology annotation, biological process: transmembrane transport. The record is from RefSeq and is a predicted model, not a curated record. Gene Ontology annotation, molecular function: monocarboxylic acid transmembrane transporter activity.